Molecule: messenger RNA, 660 nt
Organism: Daucus carota subsp. sativus
Lineage: Eukaryota; Viridiplantae; Streptophyta; Magnoliopsida; Apiales; Apiaceae
Product: VQ motif-containing protein 22
Exons: 1
Coding region: 1-660 (219 amino acids)
Source: RefSeq, a predicted model, not a curated record
AUGUCAAGCCCUGGCAAUAACUGGGAUUUCUAUCAGCACAAUGCUCCUGCCAAGCCCGUGGGUUUGUUCUCUAGCAACCAAGUCUCCGAUGCGACAACCGUGACCGCGACCCACAUCGGUUCAGCUAGUGGUGGCGGCGGCUUGAGCCCAGAAGGCCGUGUGGCAAAACCUGUCAGGAAAAGAUCCAGGGCUUCCAGGAGAACUCCUACCACCUUACUCAAUACCGAUACCGCCAACUUCAGAGCCAUGGUUCAGCAGUUCACUGGUGGCUCAUUGGCUCCAUUUGCUUCAGGUGCUUCAAGCACCAGCUCUUACCCUAUUGCUACUAAUUUCAGCCUGGGGAUCGGGACUGGCCAGCAAUAUGGUAACCCUAAUGCAGGCAUGAUUCCUAGACCAGGGUACAAUAUUCUACAAGUCCAGCAACAGCUGCAUCAACAACAACAACAGCAACAACAUCAAUUCAUGUUCUCAAAGAAUGACAACCCAAGUGAUGAUGAUCAUCAUGCCUAUCUCCGGGGGCUCGAAAGAUCCUCAAUACCUCACAUGGAGUCUUCUGGCGGUGUCGAUUUUCGCUUAGACGGUGUCUCCUCAUCUGUGCCUCCAAUAAUCAGGUCUUCUUCCUCCAGCCAGAAUCUAAGCGAGGACAACUACAUGUUAUAA